Colius striatus (speckled mousebird) is the source of this 1637-nucleotide messenger RNA. RefSeq names its product inhibin beta C chain-like. The coding region runs from base 170 to 1252 and encodes 360 amino acids. Gene Ontology annotation, biological process: BMP signaling pathway; SMAD protein signal transduction. Gene Ontology annotation, cellular component: extracellular region. The transcript has 2 exons. The record is from RefSeq and is a predicted model, not a curated record. NCBI's taxonomy places the organism in Eukaryota, Metazoa, Chordata, Aves, Coliiformes, Coliidae. Gene Ontology annotation, molecular function: cytokine activity; growth factor activity; hormone activity.
GACCCGGCCCGUGUCUGCCGGGACAAGCAGCAGCGCCAGCCCCGCAGCCUGCCAGCGCCCCGCUCCGCUCCUCCCGGCCCCGGCGCCGCCACCUCGCGUGGAACCAGGCGGCUGGAGAACGCUCGUCUGCUGAGAACGACCCCUAAGCCGUCUCCUCCUGGCACCGGCGAUGACGGCCGCGGUGGUUUUCCUGCUCCUGGGUCUCCUGAGGCUUGCAGCCGCCAAGGCAGCGCGGUGCCCAGCCUGCGGGCUGGCAGCCCUGGCCCCCGCGGCGCAGCGCGAUGCCCUGCUGGCGCUGGCAAAGCAGAGCAUCCUCUCCAAGCUGCGCUUGCCAGACAGGCCCAGCGUCACCCAGCCCACGUCCCGGAGAGCCCUGCUGGCCGCGCUCCGCAGGAUGCGUGCGCAGCGCCUGCCCGUGGCCCCGGGGGCGCCCCGCGGCAGCGGCACCCCGCAGCUGCACCCCGCCACGGGGCUGCAGCGCUACGAGGUCUUGAGCUUUGCUGAGCCAGGCUCCUCCACCUCCCGCCGUGUCCGUCUGCAUUUCCGCUUCGCUCCGGAGCUGGCUGGGAGCGCCGAGAUCCUACAAGCCACCCUCUACCUGUUCUGGGCAGCCCCCGGGCCCGGGACACACCCUGUCACCGUCAGACUCCUGCACUCAGACCCAACCGGGCUCAACGUGAGCGUGGCCAACGAGACGAGGCUGGAGGUGCAAAGGGCCGGCUGGGCUGCGCUGGACGUGGGCAGAGCUGUCCAGAAGCUCUUCAGCCGAAGGAUGCAGAGGCUGACUGUGGAGCUGGAGGCGGAGGAGGGCGGUGGAUUCCCCCUCCUGGCUGAGCACGGCGAUUCCCACUGGCCGUUCGUGGCAGCCCAGGCCCGGGCCGGGGCUCGGCAGCGUGUCCGGCGGCGCAGCACCGACUGCAGCGGGGACGCUCGGACGUGCUGCCGCAGGGAGUUCUUUGUGGACUUCAAGGAGAUCGGCUGGGAGGAUUGGAUCAUCCAGCCAGAGGGGUACCACAUGAACUACUGCACCGGGCUGUGUCCCUUGCACAUGGCCGGCAUCCCUGGGCUGGCUGCCUCCUUCCACACGGCCGUCCUCAACCUCAUCAAAGCCAACAACGCGGCCGCGGCGCUGGGCUCCUGCUGCGUGCCCACGCAGCGCCGGCCGCUCUCGCUGCUCUACUACGACAGGGACAGCAACAUCGUCAAGACCGACAUCCCCGACAUGAUUGUCGAUGCCUGUGGCUGUAGCUGAGCGGGGGGAGGAGGUCGGGAGGGCAGGGCUGUGCUGCACAGGGCACCCCUCCUCCGGGCCCUUCUCUGGCAGCGUGGGACCUGGCGAGCUGCUGGGAGCUGGGAACCCUCCCGAGGUGUUUUGUCCUCCUGAGGUUGAAGGGUGAUGCUGCAUCUGCAAGUCCUCUCCUCCCUCACCUCCCACACUGCUCUUUUCCCCCUUCAGAUCUGCCUGUGGAUUCCCCUCUGCUGCCUCUGACAGCAGCUCCUCGUGGACACCAGACCCUUCUACCUGCAGGGCUCUGCAGGGCACGACCCCCCCAGGCGGCUCAGGGCAGCCCUGGCUCUCCCUGCUGCUGGUCCCAGACCAAGGCCGUGGUGCAGCCCUCAGUGCUGCAACACAAACG